AUGAGCAUCGUUUCACAGUUCUUCCUUCGAAGACCUACCCGCACUGCAGAGCAGAGAUCACCGGGAAAGGGUGGCCGACGAAUAGUCAACUCCUUGCUGCGCCUCGAUGCUCCUGUCUCGCCUCGCGGUCCCGUCAUCCACGAUGCAAAUGGGAUUCAGGCCCACAUCAAUCAUCGGGUCCUUCUGGGCGACUUUCAGGAUACGGUUUCCCGUAGCCGACGAGCUGCAGAACGCGAGGACUUUCGAAAUCUGUCAGUCCAUCAUGCUGGAGGGGGGGAGAAGGAAGAUGAUAAACGAUGGCAGGCUGGACUCAGGGAUGGGAAGACAGGAAGCGCAAUUAAGGACGUAGUAGGAUCAGCGAUAACACUGGAGGAAGUAAGUUCGGAGGAAGAGGAGGAAGAGGUUCGGCGAAUGGAAUUCGCAGAGUCCAUUUUGCUCAACCACGGAGAGUCGCGUAUCACAUUUACCUACUUGCAAUUCCUCAAAUACUUCCGUUACUUCCUCGCUACUAACCGUCAGGGCACUCUCAUCACCCUCAUCUAUAUUCGGCACAUGAAUUUACGCUCGAAGGAGGUUGCGCAGGCCUUUGAGGCUUCACACUGCACCACGCUACUGUUGAAUCUCCUCUCUGUGGACGAUCCACCUGUUCAGAUUGCUGCUAUGCGUGUGCUCGACAAAGCAUCCACCUUCAUCUAUUUCGCCCGUCUCAUUGUUCAUUUGGGUGGUGUGAGACCACUCCUUAACAACCUCCACCACCCCAACAUCCACAUGAAACGCUCUGCAGGACGCAUUAUAGGCAACCUUUGCGUCCUCAAGAAGGUUCGUGUCCUACUGGCUCGCAUGGAUGCCAUUAAACCUAUCGUCUGUCUCCUGAACGAGAACACCAAAAAGAUUGUCACAAUGCACACCGACUAUGAGCGUAAAGUGAGGAUGGCAUUGGCUUUUAACACGAGCCCUGAAAACGAUCUGAGGGUAAAAAUUAAUCGCCUAAAACAGCAGGUCGAUUCCAAUCGACGCAUGACGGACAGUUUAUUGAGGGUGCUUGGUGUGAUAUUGUGCGCUGUCUCCAAAAACGCCGAAGGUAGGCUGGCGUUACGGCAGACUGGGAUAGUGUCUGUCUUCGCAGUCCUCAUUCCAUUGGCUCGCAGCGACAUUCUCGAACACAUCAUGUCGACGCUGCAAGCAUGUUGUGUGGAUGCCUACUUUCGCAUUGCCAUUCUAACCGAGGGAAUUCUGCCUCAUCUGCUAGAUUUGCUUCAAAACUCUACUCUAGCCGUUAAACUGCCAUGCACGCUUACAUUGGCUCAAUGCGCCAACGAGCGGGCCAUUCGUGAGGGCAUACGAAAAAUGAAUGGACUGGACACGAUUGUGCGAAUGCUGCGUUGGGAGCUGAAGAAUGCCAACGGAGCAUUGGACAGCAUCCACAUAGGCUGCAUGGCACGUGGCCAGUCUUUUGAUGAGGACGGCUUUGCCAAUUCCCUUCUUCGAGGUCGUGAUCGCGCUGAGGCGAAAGUCACAGGACAGCAUCAGAAGAUUAACUUCUCAAUGCAGAAGGUGAGCAAUAUGAAGAAUCCACGCGGAGAAAGGACUGCAGAACAGAAAGAGCGGGAGCAGACUCUCGGUGUGUUGCAUGAAACUCUUCUGGUCGGAUUAACCGAUCUAAUAUGGAAGGCUUCCUUGUCCCGAGAGAUUGUGAUGAUUCUCCAGGAGAAGCAAGUGUACGAUGAUUUGGUUCGCCUAAUUAUCGAGCUGCCACGACUAUUUGGGCCUUUUCGUCGCCCUAUUACCACUGCC
Molecule: messenger RNA, 1794 nt
Organism: Hydatigera taeniaeformis
Lineage: Eukaryota; Metazoa; Platyhelminthes; Cestoda; Cyclophyllidea; Taeniidae
Source: the annotation of a GenBank genome assembly